AUGCUAAAAUGUGUUGACCCCCAGGGCGAUGUGGUUAUCAACACAUCUUCCAAGGGGUUUUCCCUCCUCGUUUCCUCCAAAAUCCUCUCCGUCGCCUCACCCGUCUUCGCCGCCAUGUUCUCCCCGCACUUCCGCGAGGGCAACUCGCUAGCCACAGCUCCCGCUCCAAUCACAAUUGACUUAUUGGAAGACGCGCCGGAGGCUCUGGAGAACAUCUGCAACGUGCUACACUACAAACAUGACCUCGUCACGGUGAAGAUGCACUUCCAUGAGCUGCUCGAAAUCGCGGUCGUCGCGGAUAAGUACGACCUGGCCAAGUCAUUGGGACCAUGGCGAUAUAUAUGGCUGAAUAGAGUUGUAUUACCAGAGUGUGGCUCAUGUGACGGGGGAGGCUGGCAACGGGAGAUAUUCUUGAUGUAUGUGUUUGGACAGGCAUCUGAAUUCAAAUCGUAUACGUCGAUGGAGAUUACAUGGUUGGAGCCCUGUUAUGGUGAUAAGGGAAUGUUUGAACCGCUUCCGGAUAGAAUCAUGGCCGCAGUCAACGCCGCCCGCCUCGCCGCCAUGGAUAAGGUUCUCGACAUCGCCGAGACCGCCCGCCUCCAGUAUCAGUCUCCUGGAAGGAAGUGUAAUAGGUCGCAAGGCUGCGACGCUACACUCCUAGGAUCUAUUAUACACUGCUACUCAAAAAUCGGUAUAUUUCCGCCGCCGCAAAGCCCGUAUGAGAUAUUCUGCGUCGGACAUUUAUCAAAAAGCUUGGAGAUGAUCCGGGGAUCGCUUACCGGGCAUCAGGAAUGUGUGGAUUUGUGGUUCAAUGAGAUGAUUCGUGAAGUGGCCAAAGUGAUGGAACCGGAGGAUGGAGUACCGGGUCUAGAGCUGAAGGCGUUCAUGAAGUAA
Messenger RNA from Morchella importuna, 894 nucleotides. RefSeq lists its product as uncharacterized. Lineage: Eukaryota; Fungi; Ascomycota; Pezizomycetes; Pezizales; Morchellaceae. The transcript is spliced from 2 exons. The record is from RefSeq and is a predicted model, not a curated record. Gene Ontology annotation, molecular function: protein binding. Bases 1 to 894 code for a protein of 297 amino acids.